AUGAACUCGUGGGACGCGGGCCUGGCGGGGCUGCUGGUGGGCACGAUGGGCGUCUCGCUGCUGUCCAACGCGCUGGUGCUGCUCUGCCUCCUGCACAGCGCCGACAUCCGCCGCCAGGCGCCGGCGCUCUUCACCCUCAACCUCACGUGCGGCAACCUGCUGUGCACCGUGCUCAACAUGCCGCUCACGCUGGCCGGCGUCGUGGCGCAGCGGCAGCCCGCCGGGGACCGCCUGUGCCGCCUGGCCGCCUUCCUCGACACCUUCCUGGCCACCAACUCCAUGCUCAGCAUGGCCGCGCUCAGCAUCGACCGCUGGGUGGCCGUGGUCUUCCCGCUGAGCUACCGCGCCAAGAUGCGCCUCCGCGACGCCGCGCUCAUGGUGGCCUACACGUGGCUGCACGCGCUCGCCUUCCCCGCCGCCGCGCUCGCCCUGUCCUGGCUCGGCUUCCACCAGCUGUACGCGUCGUGCACGCUGUGCAGCCGGCGGCCGGACGAGCGCCUGCGCUUCGCCGUCUUCACGGGCGCCUUCCACGCGCUCAGCUUCCUGCUGUCCUUCGUCGUGCUCUGCUGCACGUACCUCAAGGUGCUCAAGGUGGCUCGCUUCCACUGCAAGCGCAUCGACGUGAUCACCAUGCAGACGCUCGUGUUGCUCGUCGACAUCCACCCCAGUGUGCGGGAACGCUGCUUGGAGGAGCAGAGAAGGAGGCGGCAGCGUGCCACCAAGAAGAUCAGCACCUUCAUAGGGACCUUCCUCGUAUGCUUCGCGCCCUACGUGAUCACCAGGCUGGUGGAGCUGUCCUCCUCGGUGCCCAUUGGCUCCCACUGGGGGGUGCUGUCCAAGUGCUUGGCCUACAGCAAGGCCGCGUCUGACCCCUUCGUGUACUCCCUACUGCGAUAUCAGUACCGCAAAAGCUGCAAAGAGAUUCUGAACAGGCUCCUCCACAGGCGCUCCCUGCACUCCUCGGGCCUCGUGGGCGACUCCCACAGCCAGAACAUCCUGCCGGUCUCUGAGUGAAGGACGCCGCUCUUGCUGGAGACUGAGGAAUGAGACAGUUG
Molecule: messenger RNA, 1055 nt
Organism: Mirounga angustirostris (Northern elephant seal)
Lineage: Eukaryota; Metazoa; Chordata; Mammalia; Carnivora; Phocidae
Gene: GPR26
Product: G protein-coupled receptor 26
Exons: 3
Coding region: 1-1014 (337 amino acids)
Biological process (GO): adenylate cyclase-activating G protein-coupled receptor signaling pathway
Cellular component (GO): membrane
Molecular function (GO): G protein-coupled receptor activity
Source: RefSeq, a predicted model, not a curated record